This is a messenger RNA of Neolamprologus brichardi, 1635 nucleotides long. It is a transcript of the gene cryl1, whose product is annotated as crystallin, lambda 1. Lineage: Eukaryota; Metazoa; Chordata; Actinopteri; Cichliformes; Cichlidae. Gene Ontology annotation, biological process: fatty acid metabolic process. The record is from RefSeq and is a predicted model, not a curated record. Gene Ontology annotation, molecular function: NAD+ binding; L-gulonate 3-dehydrogenase activity.
UUGCUAGGAUACACUAUAACGCUACAACUAAUUUCUUCUUCGUAUUCUCAAAAUUAUUUUUAAAUACUUACAUACAUAGUAUGUAUUAUUUAUAAAAAGUUACAAUUAAUAGUUUGUGGGUUUCUUUAUAGCUCAUUUCAAGGAAAACAAGCUUUGUGCGCUCGUUUGCCUUCUUUGGUCCUUCUAGGUCACCGUACAGCACGGUCAGCGUGACUGUCAAGGGGGGCGGCGCAACAGAAAGCUUGUAAGUUAAGUUUUAGCUGGUGUCAUAACAUUAUAACGCUUCUGACAUGAAGAUUAUAACUGUGAUUGGCAGUGGGCUGAUAGGCCGCUCCUGGGCUAUGCUGUUUGUCAGUGGAGGCUACAAUGUGAAGAUCUAUGACAACCAACCAGGACAGUCUGCCAAGGCCAUCACAGAGAUCAAGAAACAGCUGGUGGAGCUGGAGGAAGCCCACAUGCUGCGAGGGGAGCUGUCUGCUGCGCAGCAACUUGCCCUUCUCAGCAGUUACGAUGACCUGUCUCAGGCACUGGAUGGAGCCUUCUUUGUGCAGGAAUGUGUAUUUGAGCAGCUGGAGGUAAAGCAAAGCAUCUUCCAUGACAUGGAGCGUUUUGUGGGAAAAGACGUCAUCCUGAGCAGCUCCACGUCCUGCCUAGUGCCCAGCAAAGUCUUUUCUAAAGUCCAGAAUAGGAGUCGCUGCCUCGUCUCUCAUCCGGUAAACCCACCCUACUAUGUAAAACUGGUGGAGCUGGUACCUCACCCAGAGACAGCAGCAGCCGUUAUGGACACCACCCAUGCUCUGAUGACCAAGGUUGGCCAGGCACCUGUCCUUCUGAAAAAAGAGAUCGAUGGCUUUGCCCUAAACAGAGUUCAAGCCGCCAUUAUUGCAGAGUCAUGGAGACUAGUUCAGGAUGGUGUUAUCUCGGUAAAGGACAUCGACCUGGUGAUGUCAGAGGGACUAGGAAUGCGUUACGCCUUCAUAGGUCCCAUGGAAACAAUGCACCUCAAUGCACCUAAAGGUUUGGAAGACUACAUGAGCCGAUAUAGUGAAAAUAUAACAAGGAUGCUGUCUUCCUUUGGGCCUGUGCCGGACUUCUGUGGUGAAGCAGCCAAGAGCGUCAUUAAUGAGAUGUACGAGCUCAUUCCCUGUGACCAGCAGCAUCUGGCAGCCAGGCAGGAGAGGAGGGACCAGUUCCUCAUGCGUCUGGCCAAGCUGAAGAAGGACUAAUAAGCUCAGGGUUCAAACUCAAGAAAAACAACUUAAUUAGGUAGAAAUGUGAUUGUUGAGUUCAACAUAUAAUGAAGACCUUUUUUUCUUUAAACAGGCAUACCUUGACUGAAAAACGGCACUUUUUUAAAAUGAGUAAUGAUCAAUCUUCCUUAUAUGAUGAGUACUAGCAGUAUUAGAACAUAACUCUGGAUUGCUACUCCUUAUGAAUACAAUUUUAACCGGUCUUUUGUUUUUUCUAAAUCUACAGCACGUUUUAACUUUUACUCUACAUCUUGGUUACAAAACCGACUGUGGUAAUAUGUGAAAAACAAUGAUCUCAUUCAGCCACAUUAAUGGUCUCUUGUGUAAACAAAUUUCUUGAAAAUGUGAAUCAGUGUUUUGAUUAAUAAAAAAGAACACAAUAACG